AUGGCUCAGUAUAGUCAAGUCCACCAAGGGGUCUACGAAAUGGGACCAGAUGGAUCGUCAACGUAUCAUUCAGCUUCAAACCCCAAUGAUCCGUCUAGCUACGGUUACUUCAACAACGGCAAACCCACGCUAACUCCGACAAAUAUCGAGUUCGAAGCCAGCCAGCACCUCAUGCAUCAAAAUGCCCCAGCAGGUUUCAUUGAACGAUCUGUCCAGCGUCAACCUCUACGAAGAAGACUUGGAAAAAUGGGAAUGACCAUAAUUCUUGUCGGCACAGUCGUUAUUCUCGCUUCAUGCGCUCUUCUAGCCUAUCUCUGGCAAGGCGCCGAAAAAGCUCGUAACAGACAACCUCGAGGCAAAGAAUGGGACAGAAUCGUCUUUGAUAACUAUGCAACUCAAGUUGUAACUCUCUGUUCCGCCGCAAUUCGAGUAUCGAUGGCUUUUCAGAUCGGUCUAGCUGCUGCUUCAAUGGCAGCUAUUGUUCUUGAAACGACCGGAAGUCGACUCUCCGAUCUAGCGAGAUUGUCUGUCUCUAGAGCGUUUGGCUCAGGUGCAAGCCCAUGGGAGAUUUUCCUCAUCACAAAAGGCAACAAGAAAACCUUCGCCCACUGUAUUAUCUUGCUCUUAAUUUUCAUCCUCAGUCUCGUCAUGACUUUCACUUCGACGAUCUUGCUUUUCGACUUCGAGACACUUCCAAUCGCUGCACCAAAGAUCUCAAAGUCGAUAUCUGUUGGGUUCGAUAUCAGCAAGGACACAGCCGUGUUCUCUGGUAUAUCUUACUGGCAGUCCAAACCACUGGCACACUGGAGAUUUGCAGAGACUCGUCCCUCGAGCCAAACACUUGUACCCAAGGAUGUUGCAGACACUGGAGAUGUUUAUCGAGCCAUGAUACCGAUGGAGAAGGUUGACGACAGAACUUCGCUUGAGUAUUACUCUGGACCUACUAUUGUAAGCAACACGAGAACAGCAUGUGUCGCACCAACUUUCAGCAAUGCGACAUUGCAGUAUGUAUACACUGGAAGUAACGCUACAGAAGGCCUGUAUCUCCAAGCGGAAUUCAACAGCUCGACUGGUUGGGAAUCAGGACCUAGCAUCAACGGUACUCACUCAGCGACACUAUCGUGCCGUAUCAACAACGAAUGGGACCAAGCGAAUUCAACAUCCUGGCCACUGUCAUUCUGCAGCUUCAACGCGAAAGAACUGGCACCUACUAACAAAAGUUUCAAGAACCCCCUUUCUCGCCAUCCUUACAGCUUUCAUCCCGUACUUCUUCUAAACGCCAGCGAUAUCCUGAACAAGCUUCACCCGAUGUAUGACGAGGAUACAAGAACAUGGCUCAACGUGACGGUUCCUGAGGACAUGCAAAUGACAAAGUCAAAGAGAGACGGUCCAUGGACGACUGCAACGAGCGAGAACGGCACUCAACUCUUUCAAGCGAGCGUCUGCUUCCUGACUCAGAACACACCACUUCUAUACAAUGUCACGAUGAGGGGAAGAGCAAUAUCAUCUGAGCCCACGUCUAUAGCAAAGUGGAGGACGCUACAGGGCAAGAACGGAACAGAAUUUCUCAAACAGCUUGGAGUAGGCGUAUCACCCUCUGAUCCUGAAGCACGAGGCAUUCUCGAUCUCAAGGUACUCUCAGGGCCAGCAUCUUUGGCGGAUACAGGUGUAGAUGAGUGGGAUGACUUUGUCUACAGUAUGGUUCAUUUCAGUCUCUUCGAUUACAGUAUAUCCGGCGGAUGGACCUUCAACAACGAUGCUCUGGGAGGAUGGUUUGAUACAGUAGCGAAUUGGCCUGCGCAUCCGGAACAUUCACAUCUUUUUCAGAGUGUUCUUCAAGAGACGGAUGAUCCAGCGCGAGCGGUCCAGGAGCUGUUCUUUCGUUUCUACCAGAUGAUCUUCCACGACAUUCUACCAUAUUUCACUCAACAGCAGUCUGUGGCUACAAUCAACGUUAAACAGGUUCUUAUUCCGAGUCAAUGGACGGGUUUGAUUGUUGUUUUAUCGGGCGUUAUCCUACACUUGGCUCUGACGUUAAUAACGGUCAUUAUGUUUAUGGCUUCGACGAAGAGUUCUAUGCUGGGAAAUGCGUGGCAUUCUGUGUCGCAGAUUAUUUCGCCGGAGACGAGUGUUGUGGUGGAGACCGUGUCGAGUAAUGGGAUGAGGGAUGUUGAUGUUGCGAAGUGGGCCAAGUCAACAGGUUCUGAUGGAUAUGUCUACGGGUUGUCGACAUGUGCGGAUAACAAAAUUCGCAGACGUUGA
This is a messenger RNA of Fusarium redolens, 2262 nucleotides long. RefSeq lists its product as uncharacterized. The record is from RefSeq and is a predicted model, not a curated record. The coding region runs from base 1 to 2262 and encodes 753 amino acids. The transcript has a single exon. NCBI's taxonomy places the organism in Eukaryota, Fungi, Ascomycota, Sordariomycetes, Hypocreales, Nectriaceae.